CAUUGCAGAAAUUCUGUGCGUCUGGUCAUCAGGAAGGUACAGUUCGCCCCAGAGAAGGCCGGGCCUCAGCCAGUAGCAGAGACCACAAGAAACUUUUUGAUGUCAGACCGAUCAUUACAUCUAGAGGCCUCUCUAGACAAAGAGCUGUAUUACCAUGGGGAAGCCAUCAAUGUAAAUGUCCACGUGACCAACAACUCCAGCAAAACAGUCAAGAGGGUGAAAGUGUCCGUCCGGCAGUACGCAGACAUCUGCCUGUUCAGCACAGCACAGUACAAGUGUCCAGUCGCUCAUAUUGAACAAGAUGACCAGGUGGCGGCCAGCUCUACAUUCUGUAAAGUUUACACUCUGACUCCACUUCUGUCUAAUAACCGGGAGAAGCGGGGUCUGGCCUUGGAUGGAAAACUGAAGCAUGAGGACACCAACCUAGCAUCAAGCACCAUUGUGAAGGAGGGAUCCAGUAAAGAAGUGCUGGGAAUCCUCGUCUCCUACAGAGUAAAAGUUAAACUGGUGGUGUCCCGUGGAGGGGAUGUGGCGGUGGAGCUUCCUUUUGUCCUCAUGCAUCCAAAACCCCCAGAGCCAGCGCCAAGACCUAUAUCCGGUAAGUGGGGCUUGAUCUCUUUUUGCUUUCCAGAGUUCCCUCAGUCAGAUGUGCCUGUUGACACAAAUCUCAUAGAAUUUGAAACAAAGUAA
This is a messenger RNA of Staurois parvus, 690 nucleotides long. The record is from the annotation of a GenBank genome assembly. NCBI's taxonomy places the organism in Eukaryota, Metazoa, Chordata, Amphibia, Anura, Ranidae.